CAGCAAAAAGGAGUCUACAGCACUCGGUGUUCCCAGGCGGUCACCCAUCCAAGUACUAACCGAGCCCGACGUUGCUUAACUUCAGUGAUCGGACGAGAACUGGUGCUUUCAACGUGGUAUGGCCCAAAAAGGAAUCUACAGCACUCGGUGUUCCCAGGCGGUCACCCAUCCAAGUACCAACCGAGCCCGACGUUGCUUAACUUCAGUGAUCGGACGAGAACUGGUGCUUUCAACGUGGUAUGGCAGUAG
Messenger RNA from Lottia gigantea (owl limpet), 249 nucleotides. RefSeq lists its product as hypothetical. Lineage: Eukaryota; Metazoa; Mollusca; Gastropoda; Lottiidae. The record is from RefSeq and is a predicted model, not a curated record. The transcript is spliced from 2 exons. The annotation marks the transcript as partial.